AUGGGCGACGCAAUGGAGAAUCUCCGUACCACCAACUCCAUUCGGCUGGAGAGGGCGCGCCAUGAAGCGGUGGACCGUGAGCGGUCAGCGCAAGCACAAUCACCUUACUUGGCUCAAGUGUCGACGUACCGUACGCGCACCCGUGCACUGGACCACACAAAGCUCAUGCAAGACCCCAAGAUGCAGGACUGGGCAGCCAUCCCAGGGGUCCGUCGAUACCUUCCAACAAAUGUACCAGACGGCGGGCCGCACAUCAACGUGAACGUCAUACGGUACAAGCGUGAUGCUGACUAUCUGAGCACAACGCCGUACGAUGGUGGCCCAAAGUAUAACGACGAGGUUUGCAUCAACAACUGGGUUCAGGAGCGGCGGGACAAGAACUACAAGUCAGGGUUCCAUCCAAAGGAGCUCCGCCGCGGGGGUCGCUUCGCCACGGAGUACAGUACUCGGUACUUGCCCAGCUCCCAGGAGUUUGUGGACCGGGUGACGUCGACCUACAACGCGUCGUCCCGGUUCCAAGGGCUCUCACGCAUCGGGCCCACUGGGAUCGCUGACCCGGUAUUCCCCAAGAAGGCGUAUGAGACAAGCGGCGAGCACGUGUUUUACGUGAAGGAUGGGUUUGGUGUCAGCCCGCACCAGGAUCACACGACGGAAACCAAAAGGGGGAGCUUCUGGGUGGGUACUGCGGCACCUGCGGAGCACGACACCGUCACGCACAGCACGAUGCGACGGGAAACGUUGGAGUUCCAGCGGAGAUGCAAAUCUGAAGACCCGCGAUCUCAAGUACUCAGCCGCAAUAAGCCGUUGCCGUUUGAGGAUGAGGGGACGCUUAAGGUUCGGGAGGGCCUCAAAGCAACGAACACCUUUGAACGGCAAUGGAAAACGAUUUACCAGUCGGACCACAUUGACUACAGCCGACGACCAGCGACAGUCAGCUAAGGAUUGAGUUACGGACAACUAGCACGAGAAUGGGAGCACAUAAGUUCGGACAAUGAGGGGUGGCAAUGCAUGGGUCAGGACGUGUAGUAUCCCGGAGGGCAUAUCACGGGAUCUGCAUCCGCCGAUCGGUACAAUUAUUAUGUCACGACUUUUUCAGAAAAGAACCGAACGGUGGAUGCAGAUCCAGUGAUAUGCCCAGGAUAGUACAGGACGCUGGUGGCCGGGGCCAUGAAAAGGCUCUUUUGGGUACUGUUUGACCUUGCGCUUGACGGCUGAUCACUCGCUGUCUGACACUGGCCUAACAGUACUACGCUUUUCCGCGUGAUAGUCAGCAACUGUCUAACAACGGAAAUCACGAACUCGACUCGAGGGCGGGGCCUUCAUUUCUGUAUUUGCGAAUCGUCUCGGCAAAUGACUGCUUGGCGAUGGUGAGGUUGUAGUAUUUCAUUGGCAGGAGUUGGCUUCGAGGUUAGGUAGCUGUCACGGGGGCAGGCAGGCGCGUAUGUGGCCAGAUGGGCUCCGUAGGCCUUUGUACGUAUGCAUGGUUGUCAUUUCGUAAAAUCCAGUUUUUCAUUACGUGCCGUAUCUUGAUGGUAUUGAUUCGUUGUUAUUGGGACUAUUGAUAGCAGGAACCUUGGCAGUACGAUUACAUUGCAGGAUGUGCAGACAGGUGAUUUGCGCUGCAGGGGUCUGAAUGAGCGAGUGGAGUGAGACGCAACCGGAUUCGCGCCAGCGCGUAUUGCACGCGCGAAUGAAUUGAAAAACAUUGCCUAUAAGGUAGUGACAAAUGGAUAUGGCCCCGGCGCAAUACACUAAGGCGCGACAUCGAGCAUUCACGUGUUGAUGUGGAUGUGUAUGUGUGUUACAUGGUCGUGGGG
Volvox carteri f. nagariensis is the source of this 1817-nucleotide messenger RNA. RefSeq lists its product as uncharacterized. NCBI's taxonomy places the organism in Eukaryota, Viridiplantae, Chlorophyta, Chlorophyceae, Chlamydomonadales, Volvocaceae. The transcript has 7 exons. The record is from RefSeq and is a predicted model, not a curated record. The coding region runs from base 1 to 939 and encodes 312 amino acids.